Molecule: messenger RNA, 1255 nt
Organism: Pangasianodon hypophthalmus (striped catfish)
Lineage: Eukaryota; Metazoa; Chordata; Actinopteri; Siluriformes; Pangasiidae
Product: cerebellin-1
Exons: 4
Coding region: 75-764 (229 amino acids)
Molecular function (GO): protein binding
Source: RefSeq, a predicted model, not a curated record
ACUACUGAUCUAACCUCGAUCCUAUACCUGACCUACAGAAACUGCAGCUGGGUUUAAGCACAGUUCAACCCAACAUGCUGAUUAUCGCUCAGUUAGUUUUGCUGCUCUGCGCAUGCUGCGCUCAAACGCAGGAUUUCAUGACGCCCAACGUGAACAUCCUUAAUGAAAUUGGAAAAAUAAAGAACCUGGAGGAAAGACUGAAAACAGCAGAGGACAAGAUGCAGAGCCAAACCACCUUGGUGAAUGAGCUGACCUCCAAACUGAAGGAGCUGGGGAGUGAAAAUGGAGUGCUGAAUAUGACAGUCCAAACCUUGCAGGAUGAAGUUGAAACUCUGCAGAAAGAAAACGAAGCCAGGAAGGUGGCCUUUUCAGCAUCGCUUUUAGCUUCUGGAGAGGGAAACACCGGACCCUAUAGUUCUGUGCCGCCCACAUUAAUCUACAAAAAAGUCGCCACUAACUUUGGAAAUGGCUACGACUCAAAUACGGGGAUUUUCACAGCACCAGUGAAAGGAGUUUACUAUUUCCGAUUCUACGCUCACUGUCACGGCGGCAUCAAAAUGGCUGUCAGUCUGUAUAAAAACGGAGCUGUUCAGUGCUCUGUGUUUUCCUGGAAGCCCAUCACCAACGGCAACGCCAGCAACGGGAUUGUCUUAACUCUAGAGAAAGGAGAUCAGAUCUUCACGAGGCUGUGGGAACAAUCCUGGGUUUAUGAUGAUCCAGCAGGCUACACCAGCUUCGGAGGCUUUUUACUUUUCCCCUUGUGAAAUGGCGGCCUGUGAUAUUCCAUUAAUGGGCAGUUACUGGGAUACGAUACACAGAAAUUUCUUUAAUAAGUUCAGCUUUAAAAUCCCAAAAUUAGUUUUAGAUUGAUUGUCCACAAUUACUCACAACCUCAAGGAAUGUUGUUUGCAAUUCAUAACCCGACACUCGAGCAAAUCACAUGUGAUAGUGAGUGAAACAUCACAGAGAAACAUUUUUUUACACUGAUGUUUAUUGGUGUUUUUUUGAAAAAAAAAAAUCAGAAAAAAAGGCGCAAAGAAAAGCUUGAGUUUAUUAAUAAAGCUAAUGAAGAAUGUUUCUAAAACUUAAAUGCAGUACCCAGUUUGGAAAAGAAUUUAUUGAGUAAUUGUGGAUAUUAAAAUAUUUGUGUUUGUGUAUUAAUGUGCAGACACGGAUCAUAUCACAAUCUGAAAACAUGUCAAAGGUAAUUUUUUGAAAUGUUGGUAGUAAAUAAAGGAAUAUAUUUCUCAUUGCA